This is a messenger RNA of Mobula hypostoma (lesser devil ray), 4714 nucleotides long. Its product is annotated as kynurenine 3-monooxygenase-like. Lineage: Eukaryota; Metazoa; Chordata; Chondrichthyes; Myliobatiformes; Myliobatidae. The record is from RefSeq and is a predicted model, not a curated record. The transcript is spliced from 15 exons. Gene Ontology annotation, molecular function: FAD binding; kynurenine 3-monooxygenase activity. Gene Ontology annotation, biological process: L-tryptophan catabolic process; quinolinate biosynthetic process. Gene Ontology annotation, cellular component: mitochondrial outer membrane. The coding region runs from base 126 to 1535 and encodes 469 amino acids.
GAUUACAUGGUCUCUUCGACUGAGUUGAAACUAGAUAGGUUGUCAACAGCACUCAGUGUGGGUGUCGGUUCAGUGACAUCUGUGCGAUUGAUGAGAAGGAGGUAGCGACUUCUUCUGUCUGUAAGAUGUCGUCACGAUCAAGUUCCCAAAACUACGAGAGUGUGAAAACAAAGAAAGUCGUGAUUGUUGGAGGUGGCUUGGUUGGCGCUUUAAAUGCAUGUUUUUUUGCAAAGCGAGGCUUUCAGGUGGAAGUUUAUGAAGCACGGAAAGAUAUUCGAACUGCUAAAGAUAUACGGGGAAGAAGUAUCAAUCUUGCCUUAUCUCACAGAGGUCGGCAGGCUUUGAAAGCUGUUGGAAUGGAAGACCAGGUCGUUUCCAAGGGUAUUCCCAUGAAUGCCAGGAUGAUCCAUUCUCUUUCGGGCAAGAGGUCCUCGCUUCCUUAUGGGAAAAAAGGCCAGUAUAUCCUUUCAGUGGACAGAGCAAACUUAAACCGGGAGCUAUUAUUUGCUGCUAGCCAGUACCCAAAUGUUAAGUUAAACUUUGAAGAGAAGUUGCAACACUACAGUGUGGAGAAGGGGUUGCUGACAUUUAUCAGACCUGAUAACUCCACCUUUGAAGUUUCACAUGAUCUUGUUGUUGGAUGUGAUGGAGCCUUUUCAACUGUAAGGAAACAGUUCAUGCGGCAAACCAGAUUUGAUUACAGCCAUGUUUACAUCCCUCAUGGUUACAUGGAGCUUACAAUGCCUCCUAAAAAUGAUGACUUUGUGAUGGAACCCAAUUUUCUUCAUAUAUGGCCCAGAAACACCUUCAUGAUGAUUGCUUUGCCUAACUUGGACAAGUCAUUCACAUGCACUCUCUUCAUGCCUUUUGAAGAAUUUGAGAAGCUCACGACAGGAGAUGAAGUGCUUCAGUUUUUCAAGAAAUAUUUUCCAGAUUCCAUACCUCUGAUAGGAGCUGAGGCACUGAAGCGGGAUUAUUUUCAUUUGCCAGCCCAAGCAAUGAUCUCUGUGAAGUGUUCCUCCUAUCAUAUUGGAACCAAGUGUGUGCUAAUGGGAGAUGCAGCUCAUGCAGUAGUUCCUUUUUAUGGGCAAGGCAUGAAUGCUGGCUUUGAAGACUGCAUUGUCUUCGAUGAAUUAAUGGACCAGUCUAACAAUGACCUGUCUAAGUGUCUUCCUGAGUUUUCAAGGCUGCGUGUACCCGAUGAUCAUGCAAUAAGUGAUCUGGCUAUGUACAACUACGUGGAGAUGCGUAAGCACGUGAACUCAAAGUGGUUUAUUUUCCGUAAAUACGUGGAUAACUUCCUCCACUUCUGUUUGCCGAACACCAUUGUGCCAUUAUACACCAUGGUGACUUUCAGCAGAAUACGUUACCAUGAGGUGAUAAAACGCAAUCAGUGGCAGCGUAAGGUAAUCAAUUCCAUGUUACUGGUUAUCGGAGUAAUCACUACAAUAACAGGAACAGUGAUUCUCUUCAAAUACUUGCCCAAAUCACUUCACACCAUGGAGCUGCCGAACUGGAACUUUGGUUUUAAAUAAUCAAAUGACAAGCAAAGUCCUUCUGGUUUUGAAACAAAAAAAAAAGAGAUUACCAUUUCAAUUUUCCUCAGUACAGAAAGUAAAGAUCUGAUAGAAAAUAUGCACUACUCACACGAUUUUAGCACUGCCUGUAAUAAGUACUUUCUAAAAAUCAUUACAUUAGCCUUGUUCUGCCUUUCUCACGGAAUCAGACUUUGUGUUUGCCAGGAGAGUGGGUCAGUUUAUUGGGUAACUCCUGCUGAGCAUUUACUGUCAUUUACUUAUCAUCAUGUCCUGUGUCAAGAAACCAUGUUCCUUCAACAAACUAGAUAGGAUUCUUAAGGUCUGAAAGGUGAGGUCCUCUGAUACAGGUAGAAUGCCACUGCUCAUCUCCUUCAAGAUGAUGGAAGCUGGCAUAGCUGCCAAAUUAGGGUGCUACAAAAUGGCUUACCUGCAUUCUAUAACCACACCAGCAAUAAUGCUUAAAACAAAGAGAAAUACCAGUUAACCAAAGUAAAUAUGAUUGAAAAAUAAAGCCUACAGUUAAAUCCUUGGAACAUGUUUGGUCACUUUUACUACACGAAUGCCACCACUGAUCAACUGAAGUACCUUGGAUAGAUAGACAUAACAAAUUCUACCUCACAUAUAUACUUCAAACUCCCACAAUAAAAAUGGACAGACGCUCUGGAAUGUCAGUACAGUGAAUCACUAAUGAAAAGGGAAAGGUUAAGCCAUGAAUGGAUUUAAAAACAAGGCUGAUGUUUUACAUUGGCUGCAGAUUCCACUUUAUCUCCGAGGCAGACCAGCGGCGAGAUUAGUAGGUUUGGUGAGUUCUGGAUAGGGUGGGAAAGUUCCGGAUGAGCUUGAUAGAGGGAGCAAGAUGUGAGGUUAUGGUAAAUUAGAACUGUUUUAAGGUCUCAAAGAUCUGGUUGGGAGGUACAACAUUCAUCAUGCCAAACUGGUUAAUGUUAGUGGAGAGUUACUCAGCACAGUUUUGUGGUGGGAGCAAACUAACUGGAUGGAUUAAAUUGUGAAUUUUUCACAACUAAGUAUUGGAUAAGUAGUCUGACAAGGCAAGUACCAUGGAAAAAUUAAAUUUGUACUUGGAGUGAUGGAGAUUAUCCCGAAUUCCUUUUGGAGUCUUUGUGUUGCAUAUCUGAUCCUCAAUUAGAAAGCUGAAUCAACAGUAGUGUCUGUUAUGUUUGGUAGUUCAGAAACAUUGGAGGAUUUAUUACCCUUGUGGGAUAAUGUCUUUCCUGACGAGGGGUUCACUCUGCUUGGCAGGAGAGAGUUGCGGUUGUGAAAUAGUCUCUGGUUCUGGGCCCUCCUCCGCGAUGGUUGCAUGAGUUAACUCUGGAACUGCAGGAAGGGAUUCAGACCGUUGUAGUCACAUUUCUUCUGGAUGUGUUGGUGUCCUGAACAAUCAAUGGCAAGUUUCAUUGGACAAUGUGGAUAAUAAUGUGUGAAUAUAGUACAUCACACUGCUUUGUCCAUAUGCCAUUUCUUUCUGAUCUGUAUUAAUCAGUUCAGGGGGUGGAGCAUAGUAGCCAGAUUUGGCUAGAACCUGCUAUAGUAAUUGACAAAUCCUAAAAUGGACUGAACCUGUGACAUGUCUUUGUCCUUGGGACAUCCACCACUGCUUGAUUUUCUCAGCACACUUGUACAAUCCUCGUGCGUCAAUGAUACGGCCAUAGUAAGUGAUGCUUGAUUUAAAGAAUUCAUACUUAUUGUGUUGAGCUCUGAGCCCAUAAUCUUCUAAUCUUUUUUAACACCGUCUUGAGAAUUUGGAGAUGUUCCUUGUCAUCCAGGUAACACUGAGUGCCUGGGCAGCCUUUCAGCACCUGGUCCAUAGCUUUCUGCCAGAGUGCAGGUACAGAUGCUACCCCAAAAAUAAGCCUAUUGUAGUGCUAAAGCCUUGUGAGUGUUUAUGGUGAAAAACUUUAUGGACUCUUCUUCCAUCUCUGUGUAGGUAGGCCUCAGCUAAAUCCACGUUGCUGAAGUGUUUCCCUCCAGAAAGGUUUGCAAAGAUAUCCUCCAUCCUAGACAGAGGAUAUUGAUCUACUUUCAAGACUGGGUUAAUUGUGACCUUAAAAUCACCACACAUCUUGACAGACCCAUUCUUCUUGGUUACUGGGGCCACUGGUGUUGCCCAUGGACUCCACUCAACUUUGGAAGGAUUUCUUCAGCCUCCCUGCGAUCUAGCUCACAAGCUACUUUAUCGCGGAUAAGAAACAGGAACAGGAGUAGGCCACCCAGCCCAUCGAGCCUGACCCACCAUUCAAUAAGAUCAUGGCUGAUCUGUCCAUAAACUCAGCUCCAUCUACCUGCCUUUUCCCAAUGAUCCUUAAUUCCCCUACUAUGUAAAAAUCUAUCUAACUGUAUCUUAAUAUACUUAGUGAAGCUUCAACUACUUCCCUGGGCAGAGAAUUCCACAGAUUCAAACCCCAGAACACCCAGGCAGUCUUUACAGCCUUGGACCAUGAAGAUGACCAUCGAGGAGAACGAACAAAAUCAUCUCAACCAGUAUCCUGUCUUUUCAGUCCAUCUGGGCUGGCGUUUAAAUUGACCCAACAAUGGAACAGUGAAAGGCUCCAUGCCCUGGGCUGGCAUUUAAAUUGUCUAAACAGCACGUUGUACCUCCCACCAGCACUCAGGCACUGCUGCUGCAAAAUGCCCUGGGCCUAGACCACGCCACCCAGCAACUCAUUCCAGGCCCAGAUUUUGUUGCUCAGCCCGAAUCUGCUCUCAAGCUCUUCAGAUCAUCUCAGUACCCUGAGCUAGCCAGCUUCACUCUCAGGCCAGUUGAACGAGCAUCAGAACUUCUCUGCCUGGGCCUCCACUUCUCCUCCUUUUGGCACCCAGAUUUACAUACAACACAUCUCCCCCUCUCCCUCAUACAUACGGUCAUUUGACCACAGGAACCUCAUUGCACUUCCAUGUACUAGCUGACAAAAUGUGAAUCCGAAACAUCCUUCAUUUUGCUUUUCCUUGCAUAACUUCCUCUCUGUCCACAAUACCAGCACAACUAUUACAUUCUGCAACACACAUCAAAGUUGCUGGUGAACGCAGCAGGCCAGGCAGCAUCUCUAGGAAGAGGUACAGUCGACGUUUUAGGCCGAGACCCUUCGUCAGGACUAACUGAAGGAAGAGUUAGUAAGAGAUUUGAAAGUGGGAGGGGGAGGGGGAGAUCCAAAAUGAUA